Heteronotia binoei (common prickly gecko) is the source of this 5258-nucleotide messenger RNA. It is a transcript of the gene IPO13, whose product is annotated as importin 13. The record is from RefSeq and is a predicted model, not a curated record. Gene Ontology annotation, biological process: protein import into nucleus. Gene Ontology annotation, molecular function: small GTPase binding. The transcript has 20 exons. Lineage: Eukaryota; Metazoa; Chordata; Lepidosauria; Squamata; Gekkonidae. Gene Ontology annotation, cellular component: nuclear membrane; cytoplasm. The coding region runs from base 779 to 3652 and encodes 957 amino acids.
GGGCGAGAGGCGAAUGGGCCGGUAGGCGGGCGUUCAACGAAGGCAGCCUGAUGGUUCAUAAGGACCCGCUCCCUCCUUCCUUCGUUCUCCUUGUCGCUCUCUGUAGUUGCCUCGCUGGGUGCUCGGCCCAACUGUCAGUCAUUUAGCCCGGCUUCAAGACCGGGGAGGUUGGGGCCCUCACGUCGUGUCCGCUGCAGGCAGACAGCGCGAUCGGUUAGGAGAAUAGGAGGCAGACGGACGUACCCACUGCUCCGGCGAGCAAAUGGACAGCCUCCCCUUCUUCGCCAUUAAGCGCAGGAAAGACGCUCCCUCGGCCAAAAAUUAGCGGCAGUUAAUGUCAGGUCCCAUUCGUAACCCUGUGGGGUGCACUCAGACCGAUUGCCCUGCUUGCUGUGGGGGAGGAGAAAGGCUGCUUCGGUUCUCCCUGACAGGCUCUUUCGCGGCAGAGACAGCUCCCCGCCCUUCGUCCCGCUGGAAACAGAAGAAAGACUCGCCCCUCCCUCUGGUGCGGAGCUCAUAGACGCCCCCCCUCCUUUUAACCCCAUUAGAGAAGAAUCACCCCCGCCGCCCAAACGCCGCUGACAGGCUGACACGCGCUCUGCCUAGCUCUCUGUGGAGACAGGGGGCUCGCCCUUUCUGGUCGUGGGGGGGAGGGGAGGGGUCGGUUCUCUCCCCACCUCACUCCCCUCAGGAUGCUACUGUUGCCGAUGCCUGCCCGCUGUAGCUGAGCCCCGGUGGAAGGUGAGGGCGAGGCGCAGAUCGUCGUUGUGUAGGCGCCAUGGAGCGCCGAGGGGAGCCUGCCCUCCAGCAAAGCCUGGAAUUCACGGUGGAGAAUGUGGAAAAGGCGCUUCACCAGUUGUACUAUGACCCCAACAUUGAAAACAAGAACUUGGCUCAGAAAUGGCUCAUGCAAGCUCAAGUUUCACCCCAAGCCUGGCACUUCAGCUGGCUGUUACUUGACAUGGACAAAGUGCCUGAGAUUCAGUACUUUGGGGCAAGUGCCCUCCAUAUAAAGAUCUCACGCUACUGGAAUGAUAUCCCAGCUGACCAAUAUGAAACCCUCAAGUCACAGCUCUUCAGUCACAUAACCCGUUUUGCUAGUGGCCCCAAGAUUGUACUGACUCGACUGUGUGUAGCACUGGCUUCAUUGGCGCUCAACAUGAUGCCAGAGGCAUGGCCGUGUGCUGUUGCUGACAUGGUGCGAAUGUUUCAGUCAGAGGACUCUAACAUAGAUGGACGAGCUCGCUGCUUGGCUCUCCUAGAACUGCUGACUGUCCUGCCAGAGGAAUUCCAAACCAGCCGUCUGCCUCAGUACCGCAAGGGGCAGGUGCGUGGUGUCUUGGCACAGGAGUGCAGUUCUGUCUUUCCGCUACUAGAGCAGCUGCUGCAGCAACAAGACUCUCCCAGCUUCAUUAAACAGAAGGUGCUGAAGUGCUUCUCCAGCUGGGUGCAGCUGGAGAUACCCCUGAUGGAGUGUGAGAACUUAAUCCAGGCAGCCUUCACCUCUCUGCAUGAUCCAGAACUAUUUGACACAGCAGUGGAAGCCAUUGUCAAUGCCAUUUCCCAGCCUGAUGCUCAGAGGUAUGUAAAUACUCUACUGAAGCUCAUCCCACCUGUACUAGGGCUUCAGGAACAGCUACGCCAAGCAGUUCAGAGCAGGGAUAUGGAGACGUCUCAUGGGAUCUGCCGUAUUGCUGUGGCCCUGGGGGAGAACCAUUCCCGAGCCCUCUUGGAUCAGGUGGACCACUGGCAGAGUUUCCUGGCACUUGUCAACAUGAUUAUGUUUUGCACUGGGAUUCCAGGACACUAUCCUGUCAAUGAAACCACCAGCUCGCUUACACUUACUUUCUGGUAUACACUGCAGGAUGACAUCCUCUCUUUUGAGCCAGAAAAACAGGCCAUGUAUCAGCAGGUAUAUCGGCCCGUCUACUUCCAGCUGGUGGAUGUGCUCUUGCACAAGGCUCAGUUUCCUUCUGAUGAAGAGUACAGUUGCUGGUCCUCUGAUGAAAAGGAGCAAUUUCGGAUAUACCGAGUGGAUAUUUCUGACACUUUGAUGUAUGUGUAUGAAAUGCUUGGAGCAGAGCUGCUGAGCAGUUUAUAUGACAAGCUGGGUCGUCUCCUAACGAACACAGAGCAGCCAACAUCAUGGCAGCAUACAGAAGCUUUGCUUUAUGGCUUCCAGUCCAUUGCAGAGACUAUAGAUGUAAACUAUUCAGACGUGGUUCCUGGCCUUAUUGGGCUCAUCCCCCACAUCAGCAUCAGCAAUGUGCAGCUUGCAGAUACUGUUAUGUUCACUAUUGGGGCCCUCUCGGAGUGGCUUGCUGACCACCCAGUCAUGAUCAACAAUGUGUUGCCCCUGGUGCUGCAAGCUUUGGGCAACCCUGAGUUGUCCAUCUCCAGUGUCUCCACCCUUAAGAAGAUCUGCCGAGAAUGCAAGUAUGACUUGCCUCCCUAUGCUGCCAAUAUUGUUGCUGUCUCCCAGGAUGUGCUAAUGAAGCAGAUUCAUAAGACAAGCCAGUGCAUGUGGCUGAUGCAAGCUUUGGGCUUCUUGCUGUCUGCUCUCCAAGUGGAGGAGAUCUUGAAGAAUCUGCACUCACUUAUUACGCCUUACAUCCAGCAGCUGGAGAAGCUGGCUGAUGAGACGCCCAAUCCCUCCAACAAGUUGGCUAUCAUCCACAUCCUAGGUCUUCUCUCCAAUCUCUUUACCACUUUGGACAUCAGCCAUCAUGAUGAUGAUCAUGAAAGCACAGAGGUCAAGAAGCUGCCAGUGCCUCAGGGCCCCAAUCCGGUAGUGGUGGUGCUGCAGCAAGUCUUCCAGCUCAUCCAGAAAGUGCUCAGCAAGUGGCUGAAUGAUGCACAGGUUGUGGAGUCUGUGUGCUCUAUCUUUGAGAAGUCUGUGAAGACCCUGCUGGAUGACUUUGCACCCAUGGUGCCUCAGCUAUGUGAAAUGCUGGGUCAGAUGUACAGCACCAUUCCUCAAGCAUCUGCAAUUGAUCUCACAAAGCAGCUGGUUCACAUCUUUGCUCAUGAGCCUGCCCACUUUCCACCAAUCAAGGCACUCUUUCUGCUCGUCACAUCAGUUACACUAACACUCUUUCAGCAAGGGCCCAGGGAUCAUCCUGAUAUUGUUGAUUCAUUUAUGCAACUCCUGGCACAGGCACUCAAACGGAAACCUGACUUGUUCCUGUGUAGCAGCCUGGAUGUCAAGGCAGUGUUCCACUGUGGCGUGAUCUCCUUGAAAUUCCCUGAAGCACCAACUGUCAAAUCUGCCUGUGGCUUUUUUACUGAGCUGUUACCACGCUGUGGGGAGAUCCCACCUGUGGGUCAGGUGGUCCAUGAGAAUGGCAAAAUGCUGCUUCAAGCUGUUCUUGAGGGUGUAGGUGGCCAAGCCUCACGCAAUUUGAUGGAUCAGUUGGCUGAGAUCCUCUUUGCUCUCAACAAGCAUUGCUUCAGUUACUUGAGCAUCUGGAUCAAGGAAGUGAUGCAGCAGGAUGGUUUCCCAUCAGCCCGAGUGACUCCUGAGCAGAAAGAAAUCUUCAGUCAGCAAAUUCUUAGAGAGCGCGUAAACAAACGACGUGUGAAAGAUAUGGUGAAGGAGUUCACACUGCUCUGUCGGGGACUGCAUGGCACUGAGUACACAGCAGACUACUGAGGACACUUGUAUGAAGAAACUGGAGCACGAACUGCUGGCCACUUGCCACUGCCCUAUGCUGCUACUGAACCAGUUCUUAGGACAAUAAUCUUACAGCUAACCUGCUGAGGCUGCUCUACUCAACAACAGGCUGUUUCUUAACCCCUACCGCAUGUUCAGCGGCAGCAGGCUGCAUGGACUUGGAGCACAGACUCAAGCUGAAGAUGGCCCCCCUUCCUCCUCCCACUGGAGUGGUGCAGUGACUGUCCCCCUACCUCCCUAAGCACACUCCUGUAGACAUAUCUGUGGUAUUGUCUGUUCCUAAAAAGUCUGCCCUUGGCCUGUACGAGGCAGCUUGUGUCUGACUGAAGUGGAAGGCCCUGCAGCCUUGAAAUUAUAUUAAGGCUAUUUCUAAGUUGGUGAUUAUUGGUGAAUUCAAAAGGGAAGAGGGUGUAUAGCUUUUGGAAGACAUGGGGGAAAGGAUAGAGAAGGGAAGGCUACAGCUUGUGACACCUGUAGGGUAGCUUCAGUUCUGUUUUACCUAGCCUGAUUAGGGUAAUAAAUAAGCCUACGUUCUCCUUGUCAACAUUCUGCAGCAAAGUCUCAGGAGGCAAGGGUAGCUUUCUGAAUGGCAGGCCUCUCUUAUUGUACUGGCAUGUUGAGGGCUACUGCCAUCAGUAGUUCCCAGAAUUUCCAUGUAAUUCUCUGGUUUCAGCAUCUGGAGCAUCCUGCAUAGAAUGUAUUACACUAGUCAGUUCAAGGUUAUCAAGACAAGAAUGAUAGCUACUAGGUGCACAUCACAUUGAAAGAGUUGUAGCCAUCUCUGUUUGAUGAAGAACUCCUGGCUGCUUCUGCCACUGAAGAUCAAGAUGCAAUAGUUAAUCUGAGAGCAUCAAACACAGUUUUGGGGAUAGGAAGAAGAGGGAGGCUUUGUCUGCCAGCUUAUUGGGGAAUGUUAAUGUAGCAAAACUAGAGCUGAUCUAGUGGAACAGGACUCAUUCUAGGUAAAUUUGAAAGCACUCCCAUGUGCGUGCAUACACAUUUCUCAAACAACAAACAAGUGGUCUAACCAACUUUCAUUUAUGUCUGCAAUUUUGGGUUUGCCAACUUCCCUCAACUAUUUCCAGAUGGGUAAAGGUUAAGAAUACCUUGGAGUGAUGUAAAUUCCAAAUACUUCUUUGUGAAGGAAAACGUCUCCUCAAGAAAAAGAGCAUGAAACAAAAUCAGGUAUAUAAAAAAGUAGCAUGUUCACUGUCUGAGGUUAGAAGACUGAGGAGUAACUUUUGGCAUACUUGCACUGUAGGUAUCUAAUAUGAAAAUGUUACUAGUUUAGGCAAGUGGAGCUCCUUUGAGCCUAGAAAGCAAAUGUUUUGAAAAAGCUGGCUUCCAAGUUACUACUUUUAGAGGGAAAAAUAACUACUCCAAUUACAGGAAAAAGCUCCAGUUUGGUGUUCCUAAGCUCUUAAAAACUAUUUCAAGCAUUGGUUACAUUUUCAAUUACAGUUGGCUUAUUAUGAGCAGGGUGUUAGUAAUUAGCAUGUUGUCUUGAUAGAAAGAAAGCUUCAAUCUGAUGGUGUUUCCAGCAUCUAUGUUUUAUCUGCCCUUUGAUAAAGUGGAAUAUCAGUAA